UCUCUCUCUCGAUAACCCCAGUGAUAACAGUGCGGAAACUUUAGGCGGGAAGUUAAAAAAUUGAAAAAAAUUAAAAGAAGAUUACUGUGACACAUCUCAGUGUCACAAGUCGUGUCUCAUCAGUUUAUUGGCGACAUUAAACAUUUCCUACAUUGAUUGGCAAUUCCUCCAACGAAUCGUCAUUUAAAUUUUGAGAUAUCAGCCAACAUUUGGCCGAUUUCGCUGUUAAUCUAUUUGUGCGGAAGGAGACUUUUCAUUGACCGGAGAACCAACAAGCGAUCAAUCAUGAUGGGUAUUUGGAGAAUUUUGGUGAUGAAGAUCCUACUUUUGGCAUCGUGCUGUGGCUUACCCGCUUAUGAACUCCCACCCCGACCAUUACUUGAUGAAAAGGAGACGCAACUUAUGCCAAUAAUUGCCUCACCGUGUACUUUCAACUCACGAUGCUGGGGAUGGUUGCCCACCACACCACGUCGGGGACAAAAUAACGGAUUACAAGUUGAGAAUUAUCGCCUCCAAGACGAUUCAAAUAGUUCGGCAUUUGCCCGAAAUUCGAAUGCAGAAGAAAAUCCUACUCAGGGGACAGUAAAAUCCCCAAUUAGCCGACCGGUAGCCAUGGAGAUUCGAUCAGGAUCGCCGGUGGUUCGUCAAGUGUUCAAUAAACCAGUGAAAAAAGAUAUAUUUGUGUCACGAACUUUGGGUGCCGGUGGCAUGCCAUUCUCAGUGCUGUACAUGAACAGACAUGGGACACGAUUGAGUCACCCUUCAACUUCAGAUAAUAGAAGAACAUCCAAUAGCUCAUUAAAAAAGUCAACGGUUGCUCCACCAACGCCAAAACAACAAAAUACUCGAGUAGCCCCAAGGAAUGGUUCAUCACCACCAAGAAGAUACUCAAUAAUACCACAAUUAUUCAUAUCCUAUGGAUGGGGCCCUUUUGGUAAAUAAAACCUGAACGCACUCAUAUUAUUGGCGGUUGCUCAAGUUUGAUCUCAUUAGAACGUAAUCGUGCAACUUGGGAAAAUAAAUGUUUAAUAAAUGUAAAUUAUGAGUUGUAUGAUCUCCUCAAUAUGGAUUCGUAAUUCAAAAUAACCGAACAAUAAUUCUUUCAUCUGAGGAUUCAUAAAUUCUCGAUCGCAUCUAUAGAUUCAAUUAAAUUCAUCCAACUGUAUAAGCCGAGUUCGUGCUGGAUAAUAGAAAAAUUCAAUUUAGGGGAAUUCCAAUUGUAGUAGAAUUUCCCCAAGAAUAAUAAUGGAUAAAUUAAAAAAUUAAAA
Diachasmimorpha longicaudata is the source of this 1268-nucleotide messenger RNA. RefSeq lists its product as uncharacterized. Lineage: Eukaryota; Metazoa; Arthropoda; Insecta; Hymenoptera; Braconidae. The transcript is spliced from 4 exons. Bases 286 to 942 code for a protein of 218 amino acids. The record is from RefSeq and is a predicted model, not a curated record.